Molecule: messenger RNA, 903 nt
Organism: Lodderomyces oxycetoniae
Lineage: Eukaryota; Fungi; Ascomycota; Pichiomycetes; Serinales; Debaryomycetaceae
Product: mitochondrial 54S ribosomal protein uL22m
Exons: 1
Coding region: 1-903 (300 amino acids)
Biological process (GO): translation
Cellular component (GO): ribosome; mitochondrial large ribosomal subunit
Molecular function (GO): structural constituent of ribosome
Source: RefSeq, a predicted model, not a curated record
AUGAACAGGUUGUCAUUGGUAGCUAGGCCACUACUAAGAAUAAGUAGAGUUUCUCCAAUACAAUAUAGACACAUCUUCACCACUCAAGUAUGUUACAAUAAUCCAUUUGGAAAGCUCACAUCUUCACCGGUUCAGAAGAAACAAUCCCCAGAUAUAAAGGAAAAAGAAGAAGAAGGAGGCACAUCGCCGCCACCUGUGGUAAAGAACGAGGAAGGAGAAAUUGAUAUCGACUCUAUAACACCAGAGAAUGAUGCAAAGUUAAUUGAAUAUUAUGCCGAUAAAGCUAAGGAAGAGGAAUCAAAGACUAAAAUAGAAUCUUUAAUCCAUCCAUUGAAGAUAACUCUCUAUAACAAAGUUGUUAAAGAGAAUGGGUUUUUCAAGAAUGAUCAAAUCGUCAAGCAUGCAGAUAAAUUCCUCAAAUUCCAUUUAACUCCCGAGGAAAUUGAAAUAUUAGAGCCAACGAUUUUUCUUGAAUCGUUACGUAUUAAAUCAUCGAUGAAAAAAGCCACUGUAGUAAAUCGUUUUGUUCGUGGGAUGAAUGUUAAAACAGCUAUUACUCAAUUACACUUCAACCCGAAGAAGAUGUCUACUGAAUUAGAAAAACUUUUGAAGCAAGGAUUGGAAAAAGCACAAAAAUUGGGGUAUAACGAAGAUAAAAUCUAUAUUGCUAGGUUAUGGACCGGUAGUGAUGGGGAUUGGAAGAAAAGAAUAGACAUCAAAGGAAGAGGAAGACACGGUAUUAUUCAACAUAAAUAUAUUCACUUGAAAUGUGUUAUAAAAACUGAACAAACUAAACGUAGACUAGAUUGGGAAAAAGCAGAGAAGGAGAGAUUGAAAAAGCCAAGGAUGUUUUUGAAUAACGAGCCUUUGAAUAUUAAAGUCAGACCUUGGUAUAAAUGGUAG